Peniophora sp. CBMAI 1063 is the source of this 6858-nucleotide messenger RNA. Lineage: Eukaryota; Fungi; Basidiomycota; Agaricomycetes; Russulales; Peniophoraceae. The record is from the annotation of a GenBank genome assembly.
AUGAAGAGAACUGCCGUCCAGCCUCAGUCACCUCGCAAAGUUCGCGUGCUGGAGCAUCUUGAGGCCGCUCACGAUCAUAGUACAUCGUUUGUAUCUCUGCAAGAAGGUCUCGAAAUCGAGUCCGACUCUAUUGGGAAGCCUGCUGCUCUGGGUAUGUCGCUGUAUAUCAUACCCCGGCAUUUGUCAUUCACGCCGGGCGCAGCGUCAUCCUCCUGGAGCAGACUGUAUUUUGCUACGUACGAAGACUUCUUUCUCUACGCACGACAGCGUGAACAUCCUGCUGUGCGUGCGCUUCGCAUGCGUCGGGCAGAUAAUCCGAGCCCGAUGGCUGUUGAUGCGCCAUUGCCUGUCGUGAUGCCCGUGCCUGUCACGUUGCCUCCGGUACCCAUUGCUGGCGGUCUCUUUUCUCGAGUUGGCGUGAGCUCAUACGAGUCCAUGUGCACUCCCGUCUCUCUCCAGGCUCAUCCGACACCAUUAUCUGUCGGUUACAAUGGGCUCUUUCAUCGUGGUGACUUGCCCAACAACGAUGCCAUGCGCGUUGCGGGGCUUGUGUCCGAGCGCUGCAUCUCGCCGAUGGCUAUGCCGCUGGAUCUGACUCCGAUUGAGGAGCUCCCGCUGUUGGAUAAUCGUGACAAAGUUCACGACGUCGUGGAAGACUGGUCUCGUGCGAUUGAGGAUGGCAGGCAGCAUGUGGUGUCGAUUGGCAUGCUGAACCGUUGGUUCAAGUAUGUCAGUACUGUGAGGGAUCUGUGUGAGGUAGACCAUAUCGUCGAGCAGUUGCCUCAUCCUGCCAAUGCCCCAAUGCUGUUGGUUAGCGGCAGUUCGCUUCGCUUGCUUUGUGCAGAGUUCGUUAUGUUUCAAAAGCAACACAUAUCUUUACUCUUCGAACGCCAUUGCCUGCGCCGCGGGCAGUCGAGUAAUGCGGUGGCCCUGGUACAGCUGCGGGAGCACUUGCAGAGUUGCCGGUGUCCCGGUGAAUACUACGUUUUCGCCGAGUUGGGCAGUCAGCGUCGUUUGCAGAAACGUACACGAUACGCAUCGGGUCAUGCACUUGAUCCGCAGACCGAGAAGAUCAGACGUCGCAGACCGAAAACGGUGCCCGUCGUCGUACCGGCGCCGGAGUUGCCCAUACCUUUGUUGCGGGAUCCUGAUGUUCCCGCUGAUCUCUUCCCUGAACAGUAUUCCAAUGAGCUUCGCGACACUAUUAUCUUUGAGUGGCAGGCCAUGAUGGAACCGAUAGAGUGGACGAGGAAGACUUGCGCGGUAUGUGGGCAGAUGCAUUUCAGGGACAGGGUUCUUGUGCGCGAUGUCCCCGAUGAACAGCUGGAGUUGUUACAGGAUCAUUCAGUGCCGGCGAAUCUCAUGCCAGUUGCGUAUGAUUUGAAUAUCUAUCGCUUUGCGCUUCUACAUCCCGAUGGCGUUAUCCUUCCCCGUGCGCGAGGUAGUCUUCAACUGUGCACCAGUUGUUCUUCGUCGCUGAAGCGCCGAAAGAUGCCGAAAGAUGCCAUCGCCAAUAAACUGUAUUAUGCUCAUGACAGGCUUCCGCCCGUUGUCAAGUCUGCGUUUGCCAAAGCGACUCUGGCCGACAAGAUGUUCAUGGCAGGGUGCCGUAUGACCAAGAUAACCUUUCUCAUUGAGAAUCCGGAGGAUUCUGGUAGGCAACUGCCGCGUCAAGGCGCGAAUCGAGGACAUUGUGCGUUCAUACCUCAGGACUCUGGGGCGUUGACUCGGGUGCUACCGCCCGCACCCGAUGAUCCAUCUCUUGGAAUCUGUGUUCUGUUCGUUGGUCGAGGAGUAGCGCCCACGAAAGAGAAUCUUGCUACGGUAUUGCAUCCUUUGUUAUGCCAGCUUCAGGUCUUGAGCGUCGUGUGUCCGUUUUUGGCGCAGUCGAAUCGGGCAUUUCGGGAUCGUAACAUCAUGUACAGCGAAGCCAACCUUCGCGCCAUCGGGUCCGCUUUUCCUGAUAGCGAGACUGGUUUGGCGUCAAAUGUCCAGUUGACUGUUCUCGAUUCCGGGUCUGCUGUCGGCGUCCAUCAUGCUAUGCAGAGCGGUUACUCUAAUGCUGACCGCGCCGAUCUCGUUGUUCCGGCUGGCCAGUCCUUCAUCCAGAACGUGGGAUACGCAAACGAGACGCAGAGUUCCAAGGCAGCGACGGCUGCUAAGGCACAAGCGCUGGAUUGGAUCCUCAACAAGAAGCCUUUCGUGCAAGUCACCGAUGGAAGUCAACUGUUCUCUGACCGUGAUCGAGACGCGCUCACGUUAACUCAUCCGCAUCUAGAUCCGUACGCGUUGGGUCCGUUCUUUCAUGAAGAUCGUAUAGGGCCUAGGCAUUUGUCCAUGCAGCGCCAGUUGAAGAACAUGCUUCUUAUGAAGGACGCGCCGUUUGCGGCGGACCCAAACUUCGCCUAUGUGUUCUUCAACGCGAUCCAACGUAUGCAGACCUCGACCGCUGCGACGUUCAGGGUUGCUGAGAACCAGUAUGCCUCGUUUACCGACACGCUGAUGGAGAAUAGGGGCAUGCUUGAGGCUUUAGAAGGGAAGUAUCGUGCCAAUCCCGAUGCCCAGCCUACUACUUCAGGAGAACGGAAGCUUGUCAAUGCCAUGAAUCAGUUACGGGUUAUGUGCAAAGACGUGAUGGGCUCCAAUGCGUCCAGGACACGGAUGAGGUCGAAGCUUCGCGCACUCUUGAAAUCUUUCGGUUGCCCGACGCUGUUUGUCACGUUGAAUCCGACCGACGUCCUUUCUUUACAGUUGCACAUCCUUUGCGGCGGCAACGCGGACGACUUUUCGCAGAUGAACGACUAUGAACGUACCAAACAGGUAGUCGAGCAUCCCGCUGAAACGGCGAUCUGGUUCGAUCGUAUCAUGAAACUGUUCAUCAAUAUAGUACUGCGUCAUAACUCGGAAGGUCCCGGGCUCUUCGGGACGUCUGAGGCUUACUUUGGGACUGUAGAAGCGCAGGGACGUGGCUCGCUUCACUGUCAUAUGUUGCUGUGGUGCAAAGGUAGUCUGUCGCCACAGGACAUACGUAACAAGAUGCAGUCGGAUGAGGCGUUUCGAGAUCGCAUGUUCGGAUGGCUAGAGUGUAUCGUGAAAUGCGAGUUGCCCGGCAUGCAGGAGGUGUUGCGGCAGCGACCAGGAGAGGAGUUGGAGAACCCUCUAGACAAAACGCAAGGGAAACCGGGGCUCCGUAUACCGCCUUUGAUACCGAAUCCCGAGACAAUGUCGUCUGAGGAGAGAGCACUAUUCGAAGAGCGGUUCCAAGACUUUGUGCAUGAUCUUGCGUGCGCUUUCAACUGGCAUAAGCACCGGGCGACCUGUUGGAAGAAACUGAAGCCCGGUCAGGAGAAGACUGACGCUAAUUGUAGGAUGCGCAUCGAUGGGCAUACUACCCCAUUUACCGAGCUGGACGAAGAGACUGGCGCUAUUUUGCUGAGAAGGCUUCAUCCCUGGAUCAACAAUUUCAACGACGUUGUGCUGUUUCUGCUCAGAAGUAACAUGGACGUCAAGUAUAUCGGGUCCGGUCAGGUGGCGAAGGCUCUGGUCUAUUAUAUUACAGACUACAUCUCUAAAGGCACGCUUCCGAUGCAUGUUGGUCUUGCUGCUGUCAUCGCCGCCAUAAAGAAGAUGGAACUCUCUGCUCCUGCGGACUCGGAUGAAGUGACGGCAAACGUACAGCGAAGGCGGUUCUUGAUCAAGUGCGUGAACGCCAUGAUGGGACGCGUAGAGUUAUCGCAUCAGCAGGUCAUGAGUUAUCUUGUUGGCGGCGGUGACUUCUAUUCUAGUCAUCAGUUUGCGUCCUUGUAUUGGGGAGACAUGAGCAAAUUCCACUUGCCUCCCGUUCUAUCGAGUGGCGAGGAUGAUGACGUCGAGGAGUAUGCCGGAGGCGUUGAUGUCACGGUCAAUCUACGAGACAAUGACAUCGUGCCCUCUAGUCAGCUCUUGGAUUACAGAUUCCGUCCGAGUGGUCACGGCUUCGAUGAGAUCAGUGUUUGGGAGUUUGCUGGCCUUGUUGAGAAGAGCAAGAUCAAACGCAAAACUGAUGAAGCUGUCGAUCCGCCUGCAUCGGCCAUGUAUGAAGUCGAUGAUGGCCAUGAGGGGGAGCUGUCGGGAAUGGCGAGUCGAGCCAAACUGUCGUUCAUGGAACCGCAUCCGCAAGCCGACACGCAUGUCAUACAUCUCAGAGGGAAUGUCCAUGUCCCUAUUCUUAGCGGGCCUGUCAUUCCUCGCUACUCGAGUGAAGAUGGCGAUGCCUGUGAGAGAUUUUGCAGGGCCAUGUUAAUUCUGUUCAAGCCUUGGAGAGAGCGAGGCGAUUUACUUGGAGGUUAUGGGACUUGGAAGGCGGCUUAUGAUGCUCAUCGCUUUCCCGAUCAUCUCUCCCGUACUAUCAGGAAUAUUCACGUCGAACAUGAGUGUAAAGAAGCGCGGGACGAUCAUAGUCGUGCGUGGCGCGAAGGCUUACAGGAAGACUUGUUAUCGGGAGCUACAAACGGGCGACUCUAUGGUCUCAGCAGCGUGGAUCCGGAUCUUUUCGAGUUCGCUAUGAUGUGCGAAACAGCUGACAGUUCUGGACUCGUCUUUCCAGAUCGUGACGAGGCCGGUGAAGAUCCGGAUGUGGACAACAGGCCAAAGGUGCCGUAUCUGGGUCACAUACCACCGUCUGCAGCGCAAUCAGCAAAGAUCUUGGAACGCUCCGAUAUUCUCGCACCUGAUGCGGCUAUACAGGAACAUUUGGCUUCCCAACGCGGAACGCCGGCUAUGUCGCUUCAGGCAUCGUUUCGUGUGCCCGACCUAGUUAAGAUGCGUAAGUUCAUGGAGAAAUUGCGCAAGUUGAGAAGGCCCAUAGCUAAAGCGUCCAAUCGACAACGCGAGGCUACUGGCGCAUCGUCGCGUGCGCGAAGUUCUCGGGUGACUGUAGAGCGGCUUAAGAAGCCCGUAGAGAAGAUCGUGGAGAGACCGCUUGUCCUUGAAUCAGCGGAUGGUAUGGUGAACAGUCUGGAUGAUGAUUCUGACCAGACUGUGCUCGCGCAGAUCAUCAAAGACUUCGAGAUGAAAGAUAAUGCGGAGCAGCGACUGGUGAUGCAAAUCUUCGACGACCAUCACGAGCGAGGGAUGUGCAGAAAAGAGCAGCUCUUGAUGUACGUCGCAGGGGUUGGCGGUACUGGAAAGAGUCAUGUCAUUCGAGCUGUCACGUCGUAUCUCGGUAAGCAAGGACAUGCGGAUUGGAUACUUAUCGCUGCACCCACCGGCAUCGCAGCCGUGCUUGUCGAUGGGUACACGAUCCAUGCCUUGACAUACUUGAAUGUGGGUGGUAACGGACGAGAUGACAACUACUGCGAGUUGAAUGCAGAGAAGAAGAAGGCGAUCGAGGCGAUCUGGAGACGCGUGAGAUAUCUUAUCAUUGAUGAAGUAUCUAUGAUCUCUGCAACUCAGUUGACGUACAUAUCUAAGCGCCUCAAAGAGGCUCGUAGUACCUUGCCUGGGGGUGAUCUUCCGUUCGGGGGUGUCAACAUUGUGGCUACUGGAGACUUUGGUCAGUUGGAGCCAGUCGGGGGAAGGGCACUUUUCCAUACCAGUUUAGUUAAUCGCCUUGACGAGAGUGCCGGAUCAACUGAUAGCAAGCAAUUCGCUUUGCACGGUGCUUAUCUAUGGCGCCUGUUCGAUAAAGUUGUCGAGUUGAAGAAGGUUGUACGACAGCAAGAUGACCCUGAAUACGGCGACAUGCUGAGUAGAAUCAGGGUGGGAUCUGCUACAACGUGUGGUCCUGGAGGGGUGAUGGAAGGCUCCGAUUACCAUACGGUUUCGCAACGCACGUUGGACUCCAUAAGGGUUGGUGGCGCUGAAUCGCUGACCAAAUUCCAAGAUGCUCCCAUCAUAGUAGGGGAUCGCGUAUCCAGAGAUGCGUUGAACCUGCGCUUGGUGCAUACAAAGGCCAUGAGAUCUGGGGUGCAGCCCGUCUUCCUGUGCGCCAAGGAUCGUCAAACUGGAACAAAGACUCCGCUGUCGGGUCCCUUGGCGAAGGCUGCGAUCCUGUUACCGCCGGGGAGAGCGGAUACGCUAGGCUGUAUGCCAUAUUUUCCCGGAAUGCGCGUCAUGAUUACUGAGAACUUGGCCAUGUGUCACAAGGCCGUCAAUGGUCAAGAGGGUGUGUUGCAGAAGGUUGUCACGGAAGAGGGUGCGGAUGGCAUGCUUCACGCGACUUGCGCGUUUGUAAAAGUCGAGGGCAUUGGACAGGUGUAUCCUGAGCUUCCAGAAGACAUUGUGCCUGUAUUUCCUUCGCGCACAACGCACAAGUUCUGGUCUGUGUAUGCGGAUACUUGGGUCAGUUUCGUUCGCGAGCAGUUGCCUUUGAUGCCUGCUUACGUUUACACCGACUACAAGGCUCAAGGUAGGUCGUUAGACGAAGUGAUUGUAGACCUCGCUAGCACCACCAAGCCGCAGGGCAGGUAUGUGAUGCUGUCCAGAGUCAGGUCGCUGGCGGGUCUCGCGGUUCUGAGGCCGUUCUCGUCGGAAUGCUUCAGUAGACCUUUACAGAAGUAUAUCAAGGACGAGCUAAGACGCGUGUCAGAGCUUGCCUCCCAGACUAAAUGGGAAUUUAGAGAGAACCCACACAAGGACGACGAGGAAUACGAGGAUGAUCUCGGGAUGACUGUAGACGCCACAUCUGAAGAUGGCGAACCGAUGGACGUCGAGGCGAGUUCCAGCUCGCAGGACGGCACAGACUCUGAGUCAUCUGCCAUUGAGGAUGACGAGGACUGUGACACAAAUAGCGAGGUAUAUUCCGAUUACGAGGAAGAGUACAUGGUUACGGAUGGAGAAGAAUAUGAGAUUGAGAUGGAGGUGGAGGGCGAGUUCUGA